GAGCUAGCUAGCUAGGCAGACAAACUCAACCACUCAAUGGCGCACAUAAUAACCAUCUUGGGGGUAGUGAUGGCGGCCACAGCGGUGGCGAUACUGACAUCGCCGCACCUUGCUGGAGCAGGAAUUUCUCCCGAGGAGGCGCAAGGCAUGCCCAACUGCGACAUCACCUGCGGCAACAUGAUCGUGCCAUACCCGUUUGGCAUGGGCCCGGAAAGGUGCUACUGGCCGGGGUUCAACCUCACCUGCAACCGCACAAGCAACCCCCCGCGGUUGCUGCUCGGCGACGGCACCCUCCAAGUCAAAGAAUUCUCCCUCACAAACUGGUCGACGUUUGUGGCCGUCAUACGCACGGGCGACAUAAAAGUCGACGGCAAUGGUGAAGGCACGCUCGACGGUGGUCUUACCACCAAUGGGCCCUACACGAUUUCAUCCAACAAGCUCAUCCUGACGGGCUGCAAUGUUCAAGCGACACUCAAGAACGGCGACGUUACCGUGAGCAGCUGUUCUUCUGUAUGUGAAAACGGUGAUGGACCCUCCCAUGUGCGAUCCACACUCGAAGAAGGCAUGCAAUGCUCUGGCAAUGGCUGCUGCCAGUCGGACAUUGUCUUCGACCCUGCGGAGGUACCAGGAAGGCUUGCCAGCAGCACGUCCUACGACGUGCAGCUCAAAUGGUUCGGCUGGAACCGCAGUGCGGACCACCAGUGGCCGGCACAUGUCUUCGUUGCGAGGUACGAUUGGUUCAGCCAUACACUAUUACAAACAGAUGCCCCUGUGUCAGCGGAUGCAAUGCAAGUUCCCAUGUUGCUGGAUUGGGAGGUCGUUGGCCAUGGCGCAGAAUGCUCCAACGUCUGCAAGAGCAAGCACCGUGAGUGCAUAAAGCGUAAGAGAGGCUACGUAUGCUUAUGCAAGGAUGGCUACCAAGGGAAUCCCUACAUCACCAACGGAUGCAAAGAUAUCGACGAGUGCAACGAACGGGACCCUAAGUGCUAUGGCGAUUGUACCAAUUCGGAUGGAAAAUAUGAUUGCCGGUGUCCGCCAGGAACCCAUGGCGAUGCUACCAAGCCCGAUGGUUGCUUCAUCAAUUUCGUCCCAGGUAACUGCAGCUCAUCCUGUGGUGACAUAAAUGUGCCGUACCCCUUUGGAAUUGGUUCUGCCGGUUGCUACUGGCCCGGGUUCAACCUUGCCUGCAAUACAAGCCAACGACCACCAAAGCUACUUCUCGUCCUCAAUGAGUACCCCUUCCACGUCACGGGGAUCUCCCUCGAGAACAACACGGUGCGCCUCAGCACCUACACCAUCACGCAUAUUGACCCCAGCGACUCAACUAUACUGUUAUACUCCGUACUUGACAUUUUCUCGAGUACGCCCUACUCACUAUCGACCCGCAACGAGUUCAUCCUGUCCGGCUGCAACAUUCAGGCGACGCUGACCGGGGGUGGCCCUGAGGUUUUCAUCAGUGGUUGUGCCUCCUUCUGCCCCUCCAAUGUAAGUCGCACCGAUGUCCAGACGGCACUGCCUCGUAGAGGAAGAUACUGCAAUGGGAUGGGCUGCUGUCAGGCGAAUAUCCCAAUGUCUUCCGGUAACAUUUCCUUGUCGAUGACACUUAAAGAAUUCGACAAGAAUGACCACCAGAAUUGGACGACACAGCCCGCGUACAUGGUAAUCGCAGAGGAGGGGUGGUUCGAUCAGCAACAGCUGUCCAACGAGAUGGCAGGGCAGGAGGGAUCUGAAAUACCCAAGGUGCACGUUCCCCUAGUUCUGCAAUGGGAGGUCGUCGAGGGCUUACCGCGACCUGCUGACAUGAAGUCGCAUCCGGAAUGUCCAGCCGAGGUAGCCCGCAAGCUGUGCAAGAGCAAGAACAGCUACUGCAAACGAGGGAGCAGAGGCUAUUUAUGCCAGUGCAAGAAUGGCUUCGACAAGCGGGGCAGCAACCCCUACCUCUCCGACGGAUGCAAAGGUGGCCGCAAGCCCUUAUCUACAGGUAUAUACCUCGGCAUAGGAGUUUCUGUUGGUGCAGGCAUCAUACUUUUUGUUCUUGCUGGAUCGUUCACACAUAAGAAAUUCAAACAUCGAAGAGCGCAGAUGUUGAAACAGAAGUUCUUUGAAAAAAACCGUGGACAACUGUUGCAACAAUUGGUAUCACAAAGAGCUGAUAUUGCGGAAAGAAUGAUUAUAACCUUAGAUGAGCUUGAGAAGGCAACAAACAAAUUUGAUAAAGCUCGCGAGCUUGGUGGUGGGGGGCAUGGUACAGUAUACAAAGGGAUCCUAUCAGAUCUCCAUGUUGUAGCCAUCAAGAAACCAAAGGCGGCAAUUCAAAAGGAGAUUGAUGAAUUCAUUAAUGAGGUUGCUAUCCUAUCACAGAUCAAUCAUAGAAAUGUUGUAAAACUCUAUGGUUGUUGUCUUGAAACAGAGGUCCCCAUGUUGAUCUAUGAGUUUAUAUCCAAUGGUACCCUGUAUGAUCAUCUUCAUGUUGAUGGACCAAGAUCAUUGUCAUGGAAUGAUAGACUACGGAUAGCAGCUGAGACUGCCAGAUCUUUAGCCUAUCUUCAUUCAACAGCUUCAGUACCCAUCAUUCAUAGAGAUAUCAAGUCUGUUAACAUACUUCUGGAUGACACUCUAACAGCAAAGGUCGUGGACUUUGGAGCUUCAAGAUAUGUUCCGGUGGAUAGAUCAGGGAUCACAACAAGAGUACAAGGUACAAGAGGAUAUCUAGAUCCCAUGUAUUUCUAUGCCGGGCGUCUCACGGAAAAAAGUGAUGUGUACAGCUUUGGUGUCCUGCUUCUGGAGUUGUUGACUAGAAAGAAACCGUUUUCAUACAUCUCUUCUGAAGAUGAAGGCCUUGUCGCACAUUUUUCUACCUUAUUCACACAAGGCAAUUUGUCAGAGAUAAUAGAUCCACAAGUUAUGGAAGAGGGAGGCAGAGAAAUGGAAGAAGUCGCAGCACUUGCAGUAAUGUGUAUAACAUUAAGAGGAGAGGAUCGUCCGUCGAUGAAGCAAGUGGAGAUCAAACUCGAAGGCACUCAAGCGUCCAGGGGGCAUGAGGAGGGCACUGCAAGAAACCGCCCAUCGACUGCUGACGGAAGUAGGAUCAAGAAAUUAUCCAGGCAGUAUAGUAUGGAAGAGGAGUUCGCGUUGUCUUCAAGGUAUCCUCGGUAGUUCUGCUUAAGCCCGAGCUCAUCAGUGCAUUAGUUUUCAACAUCACGUUUUUGGAGAUUCUGCUUUGCAUUCAUUUCCCUUGUGCAUCUGGUAUCUUUGCUCCUUUUCUUCAACCAGUUUUACUUUCAAAUAAACUUAGUGUUAGGACUCUCUGUCAUGUUAUAAACUUGUUGUAACCGGGCGCCUAGCUAUGCGGCAACUAUGG
Hordeum vulgare subsp. vulgare (domesticated barley) is the source of this 3361-nucleotide messenger RNA. RefSeq names its product wall-associated receptor kinase 3-like. Gene Ontology annotation, molecular function: polysaccharide binding; ATP binding; protein serine/threonine kinase activity. Gene Ontology annotation, cellular component: plasma membrane. Gene Ontology annotation, biological process: protein phosphorylation; cell surface receptor signaling pathway. Lineage: Eukaryota; Viridiplantae; Streptophyta; Magnoliopsida; Poales; Poaceae. The record is from RefSeq and is a predicted model, not a curated record. Bases 37 to 3156 code for a protein of 1039 amino acids. The transcript is spliced from 5 exons.